Folsomia candida is the source of this 959-nucleotide messenger RNA. RefSeq names its product caltractin. The transcript is spliced from 3 exons. NCBI's taxonomy places the organism in Eukaryota, Metazoa, Arthropoda, Collembola, Entomobryomorpha, Isotomidae. The record is from RefSeq and is a predicted model, not a curated record. Gene Ontology annotation, molecular function: calcium ion binding. The coding region runs from base 119 to 583 and encodes 154 amino acids.
CGUUGAUAUUACAACUUACCCCUUGAGACCAGCCCAGUCACCCAAAAUAAAACAUCAAUUAGAGUUUAAUUUAAUAACGUUCACUUGGUAUAAUAAAAUAGCUUACGCACCUUUGAGGAUGGCGCACAACCGAAGAUAUUCCAAGGUCGAGGUGGAAGAAGCUUUUAAGAAUAUGCCGACCUUUUGUGGCGACCUGAUUGACCUCACUGACGUACCGGUACUCUUGAAGAGAUUGGACUUUUCCUGCACGGAGGACCAGAUGGCGGGAUAUCUCACCUUUUUGCGGGACUGUCACGGCGGGAAACUUCCCCUGGAGGUGGGGAUUGCUUCCUUGGGGGUCGCGGAUGACGCCAGGGAAGUCAUGCGGGUCCACAUCCACGCCCUGGACAGGGACAGGGAUGGGUUCGUGGACGAGUUCGAGUUCAAGGCUACUGUGCAACUAUGCCUCCUUCAUGACCCGUCCUUGGCAAAGGUGAACUUUAACAAGUUCGUUGAGGAAGCGGAUACAGAUAAGGAUGGCAAAGUGAGCAUUGCAGAGGCAACCGAGUGGUUUUGUGAACACGGACAAAAUUUAAAAAUGUGAAUUAGUUGAAACGGACAUUGUGGGUUGACUUUUUAAAACAAUUUAUUAUCCCAAUAUUUCGACAAUUAACUAUUAUCUUCUUCAGAGGAGAAUGCAGAGAAAUUAAAGAAGUUCAGAUACAUAUAUUUCGCGUUUACGUGUGUAUAUAGCAUGUUUAUUUGGUUCUUAAUAAAUGUGUGAGGGAGGAUAAUAUGUAACGUGCUUCUAUAAAUUUUAAAAAAUGUGGCAGAAAUAUUUAUGUACAUAAAUACCAAAGGCAGCCAUGAAAUUGGCUUUUUCAAAAAUUUAACAAUUUUCUUAUUUCGGAAGAAGUGCACCAUGUAAGAAUCUCGUCAUAACGGGUAAAUGGGAAAUAAAAAAGUGUGGGUAUUCAUUA